AUGUCUCACAUCGAUAAAUUUGGUCUGCUCGGUGGUAAUUUCAAAAAACCACCCCAACGGAAAACCAGGUAUUUACUUAAUAUUAAUCCAUAACUAGACAUCUCUGUAUAAAAUGUUUUUGGUCGUUAAUUUAGAUUGAACCGUUCACAAGAAGAGUUGACCCCUUUACCUUGGCAUGAUUAUUUUGAAUAUAAACGUGUCAUUAACAUUGAUGAUAAUAAGUUUACAACAUAUUUAUUGGGCAAUUUAGAUUCUGUUCUAAUAGUUUUGCUCCACGGAGGAGGAUUUAAUGCUCUUACUUGGUCAAUUUUUGCUGUAAGUAUUCCUAAAACAAUAUGGCCAAUUUAAAGUAUUAAUAUGUUAGUAAUUAUUAUUAUACCUAUUGAUAUUACUUACCUUUUUAGUAUAUUUUUAUUUCUUUGCAUACUUUGUUUUUUAAUAUAUAUUGUAUAAUCAUAUAAACUGUGAAAUAAUAUUACCAAUGUAUCCAAAUAAUAUUAAACUAUCUAUGCAUUUACUAUUUAGAAUAUAAUUUUUAAAUUUCAGAAAGAUUUUAAUUUAAAUUAAUUUUAUAUUAUGUGUAUGUGUUACGGAUACUGGAUUUUAAAUACUCAUUUCAAUUACUUUGGUGUUGUUUGGCUUUUUUUUAAAUAUUAUUACUUCAUUGAAAACAAUCAUAUCACUGUAUUAAAAAAAUAAUUUAUAAUUAAAACAAAUUAUUAUUUGUAAUAGUUAUUUUAUUUUAAAUAUUCAUAAAGUUAAUGCUUAAUGAAUGCACAAUAUUGUUUUAAAGUAAUCAAUGUACACAUAUUAUGGCUAUUGUAUUUGUUUAAACCAAAACACUUUUUUCUUAAAGUAUAUACCAAUGCAUACUUCAUAAUUAUUUUAAAAUUAUUAUUUUUAGAAACAUUUAGUAAAACAGUGUGAAUGCCAAGUUUUAGCAAUUGAUCUACGAGGACAUGGCAGUUCAUUUACUACUGAUGAUAAUAAUUUAUCAAUGGAUACUUUUACUAAGUAAUAUACUUUGAUUUUUUAAUUCAGAAUAUAUUUUUAAUAAAUUUAUAUACAUUUCAGUGAUGUGAUAAGUAUAUUACGUAAAUUGUAUCCAGAUAAAAUGCCAUCAAUAGUUUUGAUGGGUCACAGUCUUGGUGGAGCUGUUGCUGUAAAUAUAGCUUCUACGGCUGAAUCUGAUUUGCCAAUUAUUGGCUUGGUUGUUAUUGAUGUAGUUGAAGGUUCAGCAAUGGAAUCUUUAGCUAGUAUGCAAAGUUUUUUAAGAAGUCGACCAAAAUCGUUUAAAAGUUUACAUGAAGCAAUUGCGUGGGGGUAUAUAUACACUAAAUAAUAUACUUAUAUUUUAUUUAGAACAGUUAUUUGUUAUACUAAAAUUUGGUGUCUUUAGAAUAUUAUUGAUACUGAAAUAAGUAAUUUGUUUAAAGUAUAUGUAUGUAAUACAUGUUUAAGUAUUAAAUAUGCAUAAAUUGUUUUUAUGUAUUUAUAAAUUAAUUUGGUAUGUUUAAUAUUAAAAUUAAAAUUUAACAAGUCAUUAAAACAUUGACGGACAUUACUGCUAUAGCAGUAAAAUGUAAAAUGCCAUAUUAUGUCAAUACUGCUGAAGCAUUAAUCUUUUCAAUGAUAUCAAAUCAUAGAAGACAGUGGACUGCCACAUUUCGAUAGUCUACUGACAAUUUACGUAGAUUUUGGAUGUGUGUAUAGCACUUUUAAUAUAACAGUAAACAUAUUUCAAGUUCCGUCAAUGUGUUGAUGAAUUAUUGUGUAUGUCAAUUACUUGUUUAUAUUCUUGUUCAUGUAUAUUUUUAGAAUGGGAAAUGGUCAUAUUAAAAAUAAAGAAUCUGCCCGAGUUUCUAUUCCAGGACAGAUAAAAAAGUGAGCUAUUAACAGUAGUAUAAUAAUUGCAAACUGAAAUUUAUUAAAUUGUAGUGAUUCAGAAGGAUCAGUUGUUUCAUUAUUAUUUGGACAAUAUACUGUAAUUAUUUAAUACCUUUAUAAAUUAUUAUAAUCUAACCAAAAUUAUUUGGUUAGUGGGAAAAUAUUGUUUUCUAGUAAAUAUAUCAUUAAAAAAAUGGCAUUUCUGAUUUUUCUGAUUAUUGAAUUUAUAUUUUAUACAUAUUUUGUUAAAUAAUAAAUAAUAAAACCAUUUUUACGGUUUUAGUAUAGUCACUGGUAAACUUGCUACAGAUGAACUUGAAGAAUCAACUAUAAUUGACUCACCACAAUCCACUGAAGAAAUUAACAAACCUCCAUAUUCAUCGAUAGACUCUAUUAAAGAAGAUGAAGAAUGUGGUCCACCAUCAUUAUCUGUCAGCUUAAAAUAUAAUUGUCUGGUUUUUUAAACAUUUAUUUUUAUUUUUAUUAUUUUCCAGACUGAAAAAUCAUUGGGUAUAUAUACAUGGAGAAUUGAUUUGUGCAAGACAGAAAAAUACUGGCCUGGGUGGUUUCAAGGUUUAUCGAAUAAAUUUUUAUCCAUUCAUGCACAGAAAUUAUUGUUAUUAGCUAAUAUUGAUCGUAUGGAUAAGGAUUUGACUGUUGGUCAAAUGCAAGGUAACCUAAAUCAAAAUUUACAUUUACAUAUCUUUUUGUAGUAUUUUAGAAUUCCUAAUGAAUAUUUAAUAUUUAGUUUUAUAUUUAAAUAAUUAGGUAAAUUUGAAAUGCAAGUAUUAAAUAGAGUUGGACAUGCUGUACAAGAAGACGAUCCAGAUAAGGUUGCUAGUAUAUUGUCAAAUUUUUUAGUACGCAAUAAAUUUGCAAAUCCAACCGGAGAUUUUAUUCGGUAUGUCAAUUAAUCAGUUUUAACUUUUAUUUAAAACAAAUUCAGAAAAAUAUGAUCUUUUAAAUUUUGUUAAUUCAUUAUAACAAUUUUAGGAAAAUAAUUAUUUUUAUAUUAUUUAAGAUUGUCAUAUUAGUUGCAUAUUUUGAUUUAAAGGAAAUAUCAAUAAAUGUAAGGUUACCAAACAAAUUGUUUAAUAUACUGUUUAUGAUAAAUUAUUAAAUAUUUCUUCAGUUAUUUUUAAAAUAAACUUAGAGUAAUUAUAGAAAAAUCUUAUAAACAGAUAUCAAAAUAAACAAUAUAAUGUUAUAUAAAUAAAAAUUAUUAUUAUGAUAGUAAUAAUUACAUAGUUUCAUAAACAUUCAAUAAAACUACUUUUCUUGCAAUUACGACAGUUUUUAAGAUAAUAGGACAGGAUAUUUUUUUUAAAGGAUAUUCCAUAAUAUAUUGUCUGGUUAAUUCAUAUUAUGAGAAAAUUAUGUGUAUGAUGAUAUUAUUUUAUUGAACACAAGAUGAUUUAUUUUUAUAUUUUAUGUUUGAUUUUUAAUUAACGGAAAUUACAUUUGUAAUUCAUGUGUAAACAAAAUGUAGAUUAAAUGAAUGAAAUCACACUAGAAUAUUCAUUUAAUAUAUUAUUGCUAUAUUUAAAUUUAAAUGAACCAUUUUGUUUAGAAUAAAAAUGUCCGUUCAAUAAAGUUAUAUUUUUUGAAUAGUUUUUUAAUGAUUAAUGAAUUGAGCAUUUAAAUUUAAAUUUAUAAUUUAGCUUUUGUUAUGAAAAUUAUUAGAAUGUCACCCAUUUGUGUAACAAAUGAUUAAUGCUAUCUCCGCAAAUAAGAAGUAAUUACAAUUUUUAUAUGUGGCUUUAAUAAGAAAUGUCAAUGAACUGUUGUGUUGUUUUUUAAUUUUAAGUAUCUAACGUAUAUAACAACACAAACUGUUUUAAUAGAGUAGCCUCAAUUGACAUUAUUUCUAUAAUGCAAAAAAUUAAUUUUCAAUUUAAUUUAAUUUAAUUUUUUUAUAAUUAAGCUUUUUACUAAAUUUAUAAUUAAGUUGUAUUAAAAUAUAAUAUGCUCAAAAUAUUUUUACUGGAUAUAUAAAUCAAUAAUUAUCUACAUUUUUAUUGCAGGAUUCUUCCAGGUUGUUGA
Cinara cedri is the source of this 3930-nucleotide messenger RNA. Lineage: Eukaryota; Metazoa; Arthropoda; Insecta; Hemiptera; Aphididae. The record is from the annotation of a GenBank genome assembly.